CUUGUGAGUGUAGGCUGCUGCUCCAUCUCUUUUUCGCAGCAAGCGAUCUGCGGUGGUCAGGCAGACAGUCGGGAUAAGGGUCACUGCAACCCAUCAAGAGAGGGCUACAAAGGGAGAUAAAGGCGCAAUAAAAAGCCUAACAUUGAGGUGGAAGGGGGGAAGGCAAAAUAUUAUUAUUUCGCCCAAACUGCACAAGGAUAACGGUCGGAGACUUGUGAGGAGACGGAAAGUUCAAGCUGAGCAAAAAAAGAAAAUAACUGAAAAGGUCUGGGAACGGCUACCGAGAAAUAAUCAGACUACUGUCUAACAUCUUUUGAUUCAUAUAUCAUUAGGAGGCUAGUAAGAAAUGGAACGCAAAAUCCCUGACUUCUCCGGAACCUGGAAAAUGAAAACUUCGGAGAACUUCGAGGAGCUUCUGAAAGCGCUAGGAGUGAACGUGCUGCUGAGGAAGAUCGCCGUGGCGGCCGCGUCGAAGCCGUCGGUGGAGAUCAGCCAGCAGGGGGAGACCCUGUCCAUCCUGACCUCCACCUCCGUCCGCACCACCCGCGUCUCCUUCACCGUGGGGCAGCCCUUCGCCGAGGCCACCGUGGACGGGCGGUCCUGCACGAGUUAUCCUCGCUGGGAGACUGACUGCAAAAUCACCUGUGAGCAAGUUCUGCAGAGGGGGGAGGGGCCCAAGACCGCAUGGACCCGGGAGCUGACCAAUGACGGCGAGCUUGUCCUGAGGAUGAGCGCUGGGGACGUUGUGUGCACCAGGGUAUAUGUUCGAGACUGAAAGACAGAAUUAUCACUCCAUCCCUGCAGUUCUUUUCUGCACUACGUCAGUUCGCCCCUCCACACGGAGCAGAAUACGACGCAGAGAAAUCUUCAGUGUAAAGUUAACUCUGAGAGUGUAUUUUUAACACUGAUGAAGUACACAUUGCCCCUAUUGGACAGUAUGUACUUUAUUAAACAUAUGUAAGUGUAAAACCAACUCUUAUAAACUUGUUGAGUUGAUUUUUACACUGUUAGAGUUUUUUAACACUAGUGAUCUAUCUACUGCCAUCUUGUGUUGUUUAUAAACCGCAUUCCGCAUUCCUUUUGUACCACGUAUUGUGUUUGCAGCAUAGCAAUAAAGAGGCAGAUUAUCAUG
Anguilla rostrata (American eel) is the source of this 1132-nucleotide messenger RNA. It is a transcript of the gene crabp2b, whose product is annotated as cellular retinoic acid binding protein 2, b. The record is from RefSeq and is a predicted model, not a curated record. Bases 347 to 775 code for a protein of 142 amino acids. The transcript is spliced from 4 exons. Gene Ontology annotation, cellular component: cytosol; nucleus. NCBI's taxonomy places the organism in Eukaryota, Metazoa, Chordata, Actinopteri, Anguilliformes, Anguillidae. Gene Ontology annotation, molecular function: fatty acid binding; retinoic acid binding. Gene Ontology annotation, biological process: fatty acid transport.